AUGGCCGCCGGCAUUCUACGCGUCAAAGCAGACGCAGUCAUCAAUGAAAAUGGAGAACGUGUCAUUCUGCGCGGAGCAGCUCUCGGGGGGUGGAUGAACAUGGAGAAUUUCAUCACUGGCUUCUCGGGCCACGAAUCCCAGCACCGUGCUGCCAUGCGCAAGGUCCUCGGGCCGGAAAAGUACGAAUUCUUCUUCGACAAAUGGCUGGAAUACUUCUUCACCGAGGCGGACGCCAAGUUCUUUGCGAGUGUGGGACUCAACUGUCUGCGACUACCGUUCAACUACCGUCAUUUUGAAGAUGAUAUGAAUCCGCGCGUGUUGAAGGAGUCUGGGUUCAAGCACCUAGACCGGGUUGUGGAUUUGUGCGCUAAACAUGGCAUCUACACGAUCUUGGAUAUGCAUGCCGUGCCCGGUGGCCAGAAUCCUGACUGGCAUUCUGAUAACCCAACCAGCUAUGCCGCCUUCUGGGACUACAAGGACCACCAGGACCGCACUGUAUGGCUCUGGGAACAGAUUGCUGCGCGAUACAGACAGAACCCUUGGGUUGCGGGGUAUAAUCCGCUUAACGAACCCUGCGAUCCGGAGCACGUGCGACUUCCAGCAUUCUAUGCCCGCGUAGAGAAAGCUAUUCGAGCAAUUGACCCGGAUCAUAUCUUGUGGCUGGAUGGGAAUACCUUUGCUAUGGAGUGGAAAGGGUUUGAGACCGUGUUGCCGAAUUGCGUAUACGCCAUGCACGACUAUGCAUCAAUGGGGUUCCCUACUGGGGAUAGAUACAAGGGGACGCCCGAGCAAAACGAGCGUCUCGAGCGACAGUAUCUCCGCAAAGCGCGGUUCAUGAGUGAAAAAGGCACACCGGUCUGGAACGGCGAGUUCGGACCUGUCUACGCCGAUCCUGCCUUUGAUACCGAUGCCGUGACGGUGAAUCAGGAGCGAUACAACCUCUUGGGAGAACAGCUGCGCAUCUACGACAAAUACAAAAUCCACUGGUCCAUCUGGCUAUACAAGGACAUUGGUUUACAGGGCAUGAUCUAUACUGACCCGGAGAGUCGAUGGAACAAAACAAUUCAGCCUUUCUUGAACAAGAAGAGAGAUUUCUGGCUUGAUAAAUGGGGACAACGCCCUGCGGCCGAGCCUGAAGCUGCGUUGAAGCCUCUUGUUGAUUUUAUUGAUCGCGUUAGUCCCUCGGCUAAGGAUACAUAUCCCACGCCUUGGAACACGGAGAUGCAUGUUAUGCGUAACGUGUUCAAUACUUUUCUGGCUGCUUCGUUUGUGGAUGACUUUGCGGCUUUGUUUCAAGGCUUGGAUGAGACGGAGCUGGAGGAGUUGGCAAGGAGCUUCCAUUUUGAUGAGUGUGUGCAGCGCAAUGGCCUGAAUCGGAUUCUGAAGGAGCAUGCGCAGGUAACCCAGUGA
Molecule: messenger RNA, 1410 nt
Organism: Penicillium cinerascens
Lineage: Eukaryota; Fungi; Ascomycota; Eurotiomycetes; Eurotiales; Aspergillaceae
Product: glycoside hydrolase family 5 protein
Exons: 4
Coding region: 1-1410 (469 amino acids)
Biological process (GO): glucan catabolic process
Cellular component (GO): extracellular region; cell surface
Molecular function (GO): beta-glucosidase activity
Source: RefSeq, a predicted model, not a curated record